CCUACAUGUUUACCUUUUUGUUCUCUCCAUGUCCUCUCCAGCUUGAGCCUCUAUCCUCCCUCACCUCUUCCAUCACCUUAACACCUCUGCCACCUGAGCUUUCAGACGGCUUCGAAACAACAGCACAUACACACUCAUAUCACAGCUCCGCUCUUCAUCCGACAACAUGUCUGCUCCGAAUGGACCUUCACUCGUGGUGCCGCCGAAGCGGCCCACAAAGACCUUCCGCAGAGUGAGCUCUCACGAUGCCACCCUCAACUCGUUGAAUCUGCGUUCGCCCACCGUCGUCGUUCCGCCGAAGCAUCUCAUGGCCCCUAGUGAUGCUCAUGAGACCGCCGCCGCCAUGGAGCUCGCCCGCUUCGGCAUCGAGGACGACGAUUCUUCGCCCGUGGACUCUCCUUCUACACCCACCGAAACCACUGUGACCGACAAAUUCGCCUAUGCCUUCGAUAUCGAUGGCGUCCUGAUUCGCGGUGGCAGACCCAUUCCGGAAGCCAUUGAGGCGAUGCAAGUUUUGAACGGCAAGAACGAAUACGGCAUCAAGGUUCCAUACAUUUUCGUGACCAACGGCGGCGGAAAGACGGAACAAGAGCGCUGCAUACAGCUGAGCAAGCAAUUGGAUAUUGAAGUGUCACCGGGACAAUUCAUCUGCGGACACACUCCGAUGCGGGAGAUGGCCGAGAAGUUUGAGACUGUUCUGGUCGUUGGUGGCGAGGGAGAAAAGUGCCGCCAGGUUGCCGAAGGCUACGGAUUCAAGGAUGUCGUCACUCCAGGCGACAUCAUCAAGGACAAUCCGGACACCACUCCCUUCCGGAGUUUGACCGAGGAAGAGCACAAAAAUGCCCGUGUCCGAAACUUUAAAGAAACCAGCAUCGAGGCGAUCUUCGUAUUUGCAGAUAGCAGAGAUUGGGCUGGAGAUCAGCAGAUUAUUCUGGACUUGCUCAUGUCCAAGGAUGGCUAUUUGGGAACUCGUUCCGAGACCUUCGACGAAGGCCCACCAAUCUUCUUUUCUCACAAUGAUGUCGUCUGGUCGGCAUCUCACGACCUCACCCGUCUCGGCAUGGGAGCACUCCGCCUUUCACUCGAGGCCAUGUUCAAGGCCGUCACUGGCAAAGAGCUCAACACCACAGCUUUCGGCAAGCCUCAGAUCGGCACUUUCCAGUUCGCCACUCGCUUGUUGAAGCAAUGGAGAAAGGAGACACACGGCAUCAACGCACCUCCCGAAACCGUCUACUUCGUCGGAGACACACCCGAGUCGGACAUUCGCGGAACCAACGAUUUCAACCAGACGUCCGAGAACACUUGGUACUCCAUUCUGGUCGAGACUGGAGUGUACGAGCCUGGGACGAAGCCCAAAUAUGAGCCCAAGUACACCGCCAAGCACGUGCUCGAAGCCGUGAACCACGGCAUCGAGAAGGAAAUGCAGCGCAUCCGGAAGCAACAAUUCACAGAACAGCUCGACCUCGCAGGCCACAAGCUCGAAGGCUGUGCCAUUGCGGACCCAACUCCGGCGACGCAGAAGGAUAACCCGAUGGAGGCCGCUGCCUCAGCAUAAGGCUUAUUCACACUCACACAAGAACUCAAUCAAGACUCGAUUUCAACAAUUUGCAUUUCAUUCGGGAUGGCGUAUGGCAGUGCAUAAAGCGGCGCUCUUGUGGGAAGGCCUGGGGGGUUUUUUUU
This is a messenger RNA of Zymoseptoria tritici IPO323, 1680 nucleotides long. RefSeq lists its product as uncharacterized. Gene Ontology annotation, cellular component: mitochondrion. NCBI's taxonomy places the organism in Eukaryota, Fungi, Ascomycota, Dothideomycetes, Mycosphaerellales, Mycosphaerellaceae. Gene Ontology annotation, biological process: glycerophospholipid biosynthetic process. The record is from RefSeq and is a predicted model, not a curated record. The transcript has a single exon. Bases 167 to 1555 code for a protein of 462 amino acids.